AUGGAGAACGCAGUCUGCCCGUUGAUGGAUCGUUGUAAAUUCCUGGUACCCGAUCAUAUCACUGUUGCCGAACUCAUGCAUAUCAUCAGACGCAGAUUGCAAUUACAUCCGGAACAAGCCUUCUUCCUUCUAGUCAAUGAAAAGUCUGUUUGUCUCCAAUUCAAUGACCAUGUCUCAGCUCUACCAAACGGACAGAGAUCAAGACGGAUUUCUUUAUGUCGUGUAUACCAGCCAGCCGGCGUUUGGUUUCUCCAUACCUCUUUCUACAACUCAGGUCGUUCUUAUCAGCGAUUGGAACUGACAAUUGUUGUCAUUAUGUUAGAAUGA
This is a messenger RNA of Ostertagia ostertagi, 327 nucleotides long. NCBI's taxonomy places the organism in Eukaryota, Metazoa, Nematoda, Chromadorea, Rhabditida, Trichostrongylidae. The record is from the annotation of a GenBank genome assembly.